Messenger RNA from Sparassis crispa, 258 nucleotides. RefSeq lists its product as hypothetical. The record is from RefSeq and is a predicted model, not a curated record. Bases 1 to 258 code for a protein of 85 amino acids. The transcript has a single exon. Lineage: Eukaryota; Fungi; Basidiomycota; Agaricomycetes; Polyporales; Sparassidaceae.
AUGGAAUGCAAUAUGUUUGCUGCUAUCCUCGAGACGCCGGCGUCGGUAUUCGAGGCGACCGGACACCUCGGAGAUGCUCUACACGCCGUGGAAGAGAUCGUGCACACGAUGUACAACUUCCCUGCAUUCCAAGGUCGCAAUGCGCAGCUCGCGAGGGCGUUGCGGUGGGCUGCUAGACUGCUGCGAGCGGUUGAUCGCGCAGUUGAGGGAAGACCAAGCCGCACCGUUGGACGUAUGGAUUCAGCCGGGACUUCGUGA